AUGACCGUUCCUAAAGACCGCAACAAUCCAGAAAGGCAAGACCAGGAAUCAGGUACCGAUGAGCGUGUGGAAGCGAAGACCGAGCUCAACAUUGCAAAUUUUACCCCUUCCCUAUGUACAUGUCGCCCGGUUGCUGAAAUUUGUGCCCGCUGCGCAGUUAUUGUCUUUUCCAAGUCCUAUUGCCCCCAUAGCGCCCGGGCCAAGUCUAUCCUCUUAGACAAAUACUCAAUUGUCCCAGCACCUUACGUGGUAGAACUUGACCAACAUGCAUUGGGCCAACCACUGCAAGCUCUGUUAGCAGAGAAUACUGGCCGCCGCACCGUGCCGAAUGUUCUAGUUAGUGGAAGAAGCAUUGGUGGCGGUGAUGAAGUGGCUGCUCUCGAUGAGAAGGAUGAAUUGGCAUCAACAUUGAAGACGAUGGGAGGACAGUGGGUCCAGGAGGGUUGGAAGCUCUUUGAUCAAGGGAAUUUGUUGAGUGAGGCAUUGCGUGUUGCAUCUACGAGGGCAAGUGAAAUGUUACACAUAACCAGUCUUAAGCGACGCACAACCCGUGAUUUUCACUCCACCAAAGAAAGCGACCGGCUGCCUUUGAGGAAUUUCGAUCCUUUCGAACGACCGACCGCACGACGACAUCGACAAUUCUCCCUCGGACAUUCCACAGCCCACGCAGUCAAGAUGCGGUACAUUCACUCCGAGGAACGGCUGCCCAUCCCCGAGAAUGUGAAGGUUCACAUUCGCUCCCGGGUUGUGACCGUUGAGGGCCCUCGAGGCAAGCUUGUUAAGGACCUCUCCCACAUCGCUGUCACCUUCGGCCGCCCUGAGAAGGAUGUCAUCUCUAUUGAGAUGCACCACGGUGCCCGCAAGGGUGUUGCUGCCCUGCGUACCGUCCGCACCCUCAUCAACAACUUGAUCAUUGGUGUUACCAAGGGCUUCAAGUACAAGAUGCGCUACGUCUAUGCUCACUUUCCCAUCAACGUCAACAUUGAGAAGAACGCCGAGACUGGCCUCUACGAAGUUGAGAUCAGAAACUUCUUGGGUGAGAAGUACGUUCGUCGUAUCACUGCCCAGGCCGGUGUUGAGGUCGCCACCUCCGCCAACGUUAAGGAUGAGCUUGUGCUCUCCGGCAACUCCCUCGAGGGUGUCUCCCAGAGCGCCGCCGACAUCCAGCAGAUCUGCAGAGUCCGCAACAAGGAUAUCCGAAAGUUCCUUGACGGUCUGUACGUGUCGGAGCGGGGUAACAUUAUUGAGGAAUAGAUGAUGACGGGGAUUGUCCGCCUUGAUGGGUAGUUAAGGAUGCCA
Aspergillus pseudonomiae is the source of this 1299-nucleotide messenger RNA. RefSeq names its product 60S ribosomal uL6 domain-containing protein. The transcript has 8 exons. Bases 1 to 1254 code for a protein of 417 amino acids. Gene Ontology annotation, biological process: cytoplasmic translation. Gene Ontology annotation, cellular component: ribosome; cytosolic large ribosomal subunit. NCBI's taxonomy places the organism in Eukaryota, Fungi, Ascomycota, Eurotiomycetes, Eurotiales, Aspergillaceae. The record is from RefSeq and is a predicted model, not a curated record. Gene Ontology annotation, molecular function: rRNA binding; structural constituent of ribosome.